Cuscuta epithymum is the source of this 909-nucleotide messenger RNA. The record is from the annotation of a GenBank genome assembly. Lineage: Eukaryota; Viridiplantae; Streptophyta; Magnoliopsida; Solanales; Convolvulaceae.
CUUUUGACUUUGCAUCCAUUCAUAAUGUUUUUUUACAAAAUAUUAUUAUACGAUGAGGUGCAAAAUAAAAGUUCUUUAAAAUAGAUACAUGCAAAGUCCAAUAUCACCUAAACAUAUGGCGCAAAGUUAAAAUAACCCUUGUUCAUUUAAUGAUAUGACUAUAUCUUAAACUUGUUUACUUAUUGCUACAAAACAGAGAAUGACAUCCAAUGAUGGAGUGCGUUUUGGAAUUAGAUUGAUGGAGUCAAACGUUGACCUCUUUGCAGAGGAAGGUGAGAGACAAGGAGGAGGAGGCGGCGGUGUCACCGAGCAUGAGCACCCUCUCGUAGUAGUCGACGCAGAACAAGGACAGGGAGAGGUCCCCUACCUCGUUGCGGCGGCGGGUCCAGGCCGCCGGGCGCUUGCUGAGUCGGGUCAACACCGGCCUGACGCACAUCAUGUACAGCCGGCGGUAGCCGCCGAGCGCCGUGACCACCGCCCGGACGCCGUCUGGCUGCGGGGAGGGGCGGCGGAAGCCGCACAUGUGUUCCCAUAGCGAGUCGUUGCGGGAGAUGGCGCACCACAGCCUGCAGACGCAGGCGGCGACGCCCAUGGAGCGGCCGUCCACCCUUUUCAGAAUCUCUAUUAGCACGUCCAUAUUCUCAUUUAUCAUACAAACCUUCUUCCAAUUCAUUCUCUUCUCCCUGCCAUAAUCUUCUGCCAUCAACACUAGCUUAGCUAGCUAUUACUGAUUCCUUCCACACCUAUUAUAUAUGGGAUGGGAUAUUAAUUUCUCGAUCUCUAAUUUCUGCCCUUAGAAUUUAUAUGUGUGAGUUGAAGGUUUUGAUCUGAACUAAUUAAACGGGGAGAAGAUAUUACUCCGUAUUAUAUUGCUAAUAAUAGGUAUACUUAGAUCGAAAGAUAUUGCAA